Molecule: messenger RNA, 2289 nt
Organism: Polychytrium aggregatum
Lineage: Eukaryota; Fungi; Chytridiomycota; Chytridiomycetes; Polychytriales
Exons: 14
Coding region: 1-2289 (762 amino acids)
Molecular function (GO): protein binding; serine-type endopeptidase activity
Source: RefSeq, a predicted model, not a curated record
AUGAAGCUCUACUGCUGGAUAUGGGUCGCCUUUUACACAUAUUGCCUUGGAGCACAGGCGAUGAACUACAACGGCUCGUCGGGCAUGGCCAGAUAUCCCACCAGCGGUACCUGCGGAGGACCAUAUAACCUCGGGCAACUUCCCAUCGGUACCCAAGUUGUGAUAUCGACCAAUACGAAGCCAUCCAACUAUCCGCCCAAUCUCUACUGUGAAUGGGACAUCGUGGUCUCCCCUGGCUCCUUAAUUCGGCUUGACUUUACCUAUUUUGAAACAGAAUGCGGAUGGGACUAUGUGACCAUCGAAGACUCCAAUGGCUUCUUUGCGAAUCUCUGCGGCAAUCGAGAUCUCACUCAGGGCCUCCAGACCACGUUCUCCAGCAGCGCCUCAAGCUUGAGUGUGAUCUUCACUUCAGAUUCCUCUAUAAACGCCAUGGGCUUUGAAGCUAUAAUAACGAUUCUAGACCAAGCCAACACAUCUACCGCCGGGUAUCGCCCUUUUACCCCAAGAACCCAGCUCUCGGCUACAUACGAUACCAGCAGCGAUGUACUGUACCAGAACAUGGCAAACAUUUGCGUCGUUACAGUUCGUCUGAGCGAACCGCCGUAUGUUUCUAAAACGGCUCAAUCUUUUAUCCAGUCGAUGUAUAUAUUCGGAGGGCAUUCAAAUUCACCAACGGACGUGCUAUACAACGACUUGUUUGUUUACAACUUUGCUUCGCAAAAUUGGACUACUUUGAUGUCGGUCGGUGCCACGCGACCAUCAGGAAGAUACGGUCACAGCUCAGCGGUGUACAAUGGGAACAUUUUGAUAUUUGGUAGCGCAACGCAGCCCUUCGAGAUUUGGGCAUACAGCCUAGGGAGCUUCCAAUGGGUCGCUGGGCUUAGCAACGACUUUGGUGUAUUUUCCGGAGCCGCUCUAUAUCAUGCGACAACCAAUACGAUCCGUGUGUACGGAGGCAUCCGAUCCGACUCUGGAGACGCCAAUUUAGAGCUCAUAUAUGACCUCGACUCUGGCUAUUGGCAUCACUGGAAUGCAUCGCAAAAUUUUCUGUCGUCCAAAAUGGGGCUGACGGCCACAUACGCAAGCCUCGACUAUGCUGUGGUUUGGGGUGGACUUCAAUUGGACAUUUAUGGUUUAAAUGAGCAAGUCAACAAAUGCCUCUUUGGGGCUGUGCAGAUCCAGGACCUUGUCGGCGGAUGGUCAGGAAUCGCCCUCAACGACAUACAAUUCAUUCCACUAAACGUGAGCUCGGUCGAUUCAAGCGUGCGGCAGGCCCUGAGAAACACCGAGUGCGUUUUCUCCUACCAAAAGGCAUCCGGGCUUUCGUUCAGCUCCGAGUUCAUGCCGCUCCCAGAGGCUACAAACGCCAUUUACAAUCCCAGCAGCUGCCCCACAACGUAUCCCCUCCAGCUUGGAAGCAAUCCAAACAUCACGAUUGGACCCGGCGCAUCGCAAGUGUUUUACAUUUAUAUCGAUUUGCCCUCUGCUGAUCUCUACUUCACAGCAAACAUUCUUUCACCCAGCGAUGCGGUGCUCGCGAUCGAUUUCAUCUCACUUCAUAAUGCGGUGUUUGCACCGCUCCAAGGCACUUCCAACCAAAUUUAUAUCUCAGAUUCAUCGAUUUUCAAGUACAGCGGCCCAUAUAUCUUUCGACUUACCAACCAAGACUCCACUAGCCCGAUCCUCUUUGACUUUACGGUAUCGCAGCAACCCGUAUCCACCAACAACCCAAACAUAUUUUCAUCGGGCGGCGCGGGUGCUUUAGACAUUAUUACAUUUGUCGCCAUCUUUCUUGGCAGUUUGCUCACAUCGCUAGCAAUCACAUAUUUCCUCAACCGCGCGCGUGAUCGAGUUGCAUACUAUCGCCAAGUUGCUGCAGGACGCUUUAUUCCUCCUCCGCCACUGCCACCCACGUUAUGGAAAGUCGAAAUGGGACUCUCGGCAGAGAUGUUGCACCAAAUCGAAGAAGAGUACGCAGGACUCGCUGCUAGUGGCAUAUCAAAAACCUGCGCGGAGGAGCCUCUCGAAUGGCCACUUUCGGUCGAGCGUAUUGAGGAAUCGAGCCAGAACCACCUCUCCGUGGCUGCUGUGAACUACAUGAUUAUCUUCCCAGGCAGUGCUGGCCAUAUUGCUUCUGGCUCGUUGCCUCCGUAUGCGAUUGGAAGCAGAUUUGAGCUCUGCAAAGAGAAUGCCGAACCGAACCACGACCCAAAGAGCGCCGCAUCAGCCGUGAAAAAGGGAUGGCGGCGUUUAUCCUUGGCCUUGAAAAAGGCCAUGCCAUUCAAGUAG